Molecule: messenger RNA, 2356 nt
Organism: Hemibagrus wyckioides
Lineage: Eukaryota; Metazoa; Chordata; Actinopteri; Siluriformes; Bagridae
Gene: ppp1r3db
Product: protein phosphatase 1, regulatory subunit 3Db
Exons: 2
Coding region: 699-1616 (305 amino acids)
Biological process (GO): regulation of glycogen biosynthetic process
Cellular component (GO): protein phosphatase type 1 complex
Molecular function (GO): protein phosphatase 1 binding; glycogen binding
Source: RefSeq, a predicted model, not a curated record
ACUCCUGGCCUUAUUUAAAAAUUAUCCGUCACACGGCAGACCAUGUAUUAUUUAUAGCAAUGAUGGCAGUCUCUUCACCAUCGCCUUGUUCUAAUAAUAAUCCACAUCAGUGCUGGGUUUAAAACUACACCUCCCGGUGGGAUCUGCUUUCUAAAUGUCAGAGGUGGUUAAGUGUACAUGUAGCCGGAAUCCAGUCACCGCUGUACGACGCGUAAUUACGCGGUUACACGACGCCUGCGUUUUGCUUUCUGAGGUGGGUUUCUGUCUUUCAGGUGCAGUUUAGAAAUCUGCUUUAGAAGUCAGACUGCUAACUCAGAUCAGUCGAGUAGGUGAACGUGCACGAAUGCGUGUAGUCGUGAACUGGGUGUAAUGUCAUGACAGCUGGAAAGAGAUGAAGCAUCAAAUCCGAACCGAACGCGACUCCGUUUUGCACUUUAGCCCCUGCUGUUGUGACGUCACAAGGAUCGGCACCUUUGAAGAGAAAUAAUAUGUAGUUCUUAGACAUGGGUGAACUGUUAGAUACGCAGCAAUAUGAUCUACACUUCUGAAGGAUAUCUGAAGGGUAAAAAUGCAAUCUGUGAGGGAAAAGAUUUUGCUCACAUGAUGGGGAAGUUAGAGUAGACAGUCCAACUGCAUGUUAUGGGGAGAUAAGAGGAAACCGGAGAACCAGAGAAGAACCCUGAAGAGCUGCAGCGAAGAUGUCGACGUCUAGCAGUAACCGGUCUUCUGGAGAUUCAGAGCCGUUUACGAGCGCGCUCGCUGAAGUGUCACGACCUGCGAGGACCAUCCGCCUCCGUGACAUCUACAACCCUCUGCCUCCACCUCAAAGGAAACCGGUGGCAAUACGACCCCCAAGUCCUCGUCCUCCUCCUCGUCCUGGUCCUCAUCCUCAUCCUUCUGCACUGACAGAAUGUCUCUCGCGGCGGAGUUUCUCCUGCAAACCUGAGCCGAAAGCCAUCAUGAGGAGAAGAGCGCACUCUCUCCCUCCCUCGGAUGAGACCACGACUCGCAGAUCCUCUCAAGUCCGGUUCGUCGACUGUUUGGGCCUCGAGCUGGAACGUGUGAAGUUCUUCCAGGCCGGGGAAGACCCCAAAGUUCCUGAUCAUGUCAUAAACAUGUUACUAGCCAGCUCUGAGCUUGCAUCCGGGAGACAUUUAGAGCUCUCUCUGCCAUUCUUUCAGCCAUAUUUUCCUGAGAACAUCAGCACCGAGCCUGAUUUCCUGGAGCGGUUGUGUCAUCGACGUGUUUGCCUCGAGCAGGUCCACUGCUCUGAACUGGGCAUCACAGGAACGGUGCAAGUUCUCAACCUGGCUUUUGAGAAGCAGGUCAGUGUUCGGUACUCGUUCACGGACUGGAAAAGCAGCGCUGAGUGUAAAGCAUGCUGGGUUUCUACUGUGCACCGAGACGAUGUGCAAUCAGACGUGUUUCAUUUCCGCUUACCCGUGCCGCCGUUCAUCCUGAAACCAGGAGCCAGUCUGGAGUUCGCUAUCUGUUACCGAGUCCUCGGUUCGGAAUACUGGGACAACAAUGACGGACAUAACUACAAACUGGCCUGUCAUGCUUACAAGCUGAUCGUGCCUAAGGAGUGUGAGGACAGCAUGGUGCACUUCACCUAAAGCCUUACUCUUACUGCAUUUUUACAUCAACGGCUUCAUCAUUUUGUGUCAGAUUUCUAUUUUGUACAUUUGUGGAUUAAUACAGUAUCAGGUUCUAGAUUUUCAAAGAGUUUUUAAUGCGUAUCACAUUCACUCAACUGCUCCAAUCCUUUCUGUUUAUUGCAUGCUGCCGCUCUGGCGGAAUGAUUGCGAUUUCCUUUCCCUUUAUAAGCUGAAUCUGUUGUGUAACAGUUGUCAUUUCCUCUCUGUGACUUCUUCACUCAGGAAGAAUUCAGAUUAUCUCAGCUUGCAAGCACGCAUUAGGAAUUUAAUCAACCGUCAGCAUGCUGAUGCUGACCCGGCUUCAGGACUGACCUUCAGGACGGCUAUGAGGAAUGAAAUGUAAUUCUGCCUAGCCGAAAGGGUUUGUUUUUUUCGUCCUGGACAGUGUACUGAAGGACAUUUUCCGAUAAUUUUAUGUUUAAUGAUUUCAAAUCUUGACCUCUGGGAACACUAUGUAGAUCUGAGGGCUGUCCAGGAGAGCAAAACUGGGUGGGUCUGAGAUGAUUUAAAUCGUUCUUUAAACCCUUAAUUAUUAAAAAGGAACCUAUUUUCUUUGAGUCUAGUUGCCUUUUGUUGCUUUGUUCAAUCUUUUUUACCCACAAUGCUCUUGUUUAACGAUUAAGUUUCCUGACUUCCUGACUUCCGAAUUCCUGUAUUUAUGUAUUUCAACCACAAGGUGGUGCUGCUGAGUAUUUUGG